Messenger RNA from Rhineura floridana, 2092 nucleotides. It is a transcript of the gene ODC1, whose product is annotated as ornithine decarboxylase 1. The record is from RefSeq and is a predicted model, not a curated record. Lineage: Eukaryota; Metazoa; Chordata; Lepidosauria; Squamata; Rhineuridae. Bases 374 to 1756 code for a protein of 460 amino acids. Gene Ontology annotation, molecular function: ornithine decarboxylase activity. The transcript has 11 exons. Gene Ontology annotation, cellular component: cytoplasm.
GAUCGGGGCUGGUUUGAGCUGGUGUGUUGUCAUGGAGACGAGGACGGGCCUAUAAAUACAGGCUCUGCGGCGCUCUCAAGGCUUUGUCAGGCGAAGACGCUGAAGCGGCCACAGCAGCAGCAGCAGCUGCUAUCCUGCGCGGCGGUGGGCGGCGACCAGCUCCGGCCCCUUCUCGGAUAGUAGCCGGUGGUUUCCAAGACCAGGGAGCGUGACGGGACAGGCUAACCCGCCCGUUGAUCCCCACCGGCUGCCGCGCAGGGUAGAAGAGGCUGCUGCUGCUGUCGCUGAAGAACAAGAAGCUGCUGCCGCCGCUACAACACACUGAGUUUUUCAUUGAAAAUCUCUUUGGUGCCAUAACUGAACAUCAAGCAAGAUGAAUGACUUCAGUGGUGAAGAAUUCAAUUUUACUUUCCUUGAUGAAGGCUUUACUGCAAAGGAUAUUGUAGACCAAAAAAUAAAUGAAGUUUCUUCCUCAGAUGACAAAGAUGCAUUUUAUGUUGCUGACCUUGGGGAUAUUCUCAAAAAACAUUUGCGAUGGUACAAAGCCCUCCCUAGGGUAUCUCCUUUCUAUGCCGUCAAAUGUAAUGACAGCAUAGCUAUAGUGAAGACUCUGGCUGCUCUUGGGGCAGGAUUUGAUUGUGCCAGUAAAACUGAAAUACAGCUGGUCCAGAGUGCUGGUGUGCCUCCAGAGCGUAUAAUAUAUGCAAAUCCAUGCAAGCAAGUCUCUCAAAUUAAGCAUGCUGCAAAUAAUGGUGUGCAGAUGAUGACUUUUGAUAGUGAAGUUGAGCUGAUGAAAGUUGCAAGAGCCCAUCCAAAAGCAAAGCUGGUCUUGCGCAUUGCAACAGAUGACUCAAAGGCAAUUUGCCGCCUGAGUGUUAAGUUUGGAGCCACACUAAAAACCAGCAGGUUGCUGCUUGAGCGAGCGAAAGAGCUUGAUAUUGAUGUUAUCGGAGUCAGUUUCCAUGUUGGAAGUGGCUGUACAGAUCCUGAGACAUUUGUGCAAGCUAUUUCUGAUGCCCGUUGUGUCUUUGAUAUGGGAGCUGAGCUUGGUUUCAACAUGUACCUGCUUGAUAUUGGUGGUGGUUUCCCUGGCUCUGAAGAUGUAAAACUUAAGUUUGAAGAGAUAACAAAUGUAAUCAAUCCGGCUUUGGACAAGUAUUUUCCUUCUGAUUCUGGAGUGAGAAUUAUUGCGGAGCCUGGCAGAUACUAUGUUGCAUCAGCUUUUACACUGGCUGUUAACGUAAUUGCAAAGAAAGUUGUAAUAAAGGAGCAAACUGGAUCUGAUGAUGAAGAAGAACCAAAUGACAAAACUCUUAUGUACUAUGUAAAUGAUGGGGUAUAUGGAUCUUUUAACUGCAUCCUGUAUGAUCAUGCACAUGUUAAACCAGUUUUGCAAAAGAGACCUAAGCCAGAUGAAAGAUACUAUUCCUGCAGCAUAUGGGGACCAACCUGUGAUGGCCUGGAUCGCAUUGUUGAGCGCUGUGGGCUGCCAGAAUUGCAGGUUGGGGAUUGGAUGCUGUUUGAAAACAUGGGUGCCUACACUGUGGCAGCCGCUUCUACUUUCAAUGGAUUCCAGAGGCCAACAAUACACUAUGUGAUGUCAAGGCCAGCGUGGCAAUUGAUGGAACAGAUAAAGGAGCAAGGUUUUCAAGCUGAGGUGGAAGAGCAGGAUGUCACUUUGCCACUGUCUUGUGCCUGGGAAAGUGGGAUUGAACACUGUCCAGCAGCUUGUGCUUCAGCUAGCAUUAAUGUAUAGAUACAGUUUUGUCUAACAUGCAAGGUUAGGAAUGGAUUUUUGGGGCUUUGGGGACCAUUAACUUAAUUUUUGCUAGAAUUUUUAAUUGUUUUGAAAGGCCGGGGUGGCGUAAAUGUAAUGGAAUAGACAACUAGGAGACAGGAUGGUCACAUUUAUCUGUGUUCCUAUGGAAACUAUUUGAAUAUUGUUUUAUAUGGAUUUUUAUUCACUUCUCAAGUAUGCUACUAAAACUGAUCCUUGACUGUCAAGCAAGCAUUUGUAGCUUGUGUAACUGGCAGAAUGGUCUGGACGUAGUAUUGUGACCUGACUGUUUUACAAUAAAGUCUAUUGAAAUAA